Messenger RNA from Symbiodinium sp. CCMP2592, 2112 nucleotides. The record is from the annotation of a GenBank genome assembly. NCBI's taxonomy places the organism in Eukaryota, Dinophyceae, Suessiales, Symbiodiniaceae.
AUGCGUGCGAUCGUUGCUUUGAGAGAAUCACGGUCAUCGCUGGGGAAGCUCACAAGCGCGGAUUUGUUGGUGAAGCGCGGUUUCAAUCUCAAAGAGAUCAAAGAAGCUGGUUACACAGCCAAAGAACUCUAUCGUGCGGGCUUCGCAUUUCCAGAGUUUCUCUUGGCAAAAUGCUCGGUGAAGGAAAUGAAAGAAGCGGGAUUCACAGCCGUCAAAAUGAAAGUUGCUGGCUUCUCAGCGCAACAGCUACAAGAUUCCGGCUUUACAGACAAGCAGUUGAAAAACGCUGGUUUCACAGGCAAGCAAAUGAGAGAUGCUGGCUUUUCGCUGAGAAGCCUGCUUAAGGCCGGAUUUACAAUGAGAGAGUUGGGCGCUGCGGGGUUUACCCCGGCACAGUUUCUCGAGGCGAAGUGCUCAAGCCAGCAGUUGAAAGAAGCUGGUUUCACAGCCAAGAGAAUGAUGGUUGCUGGCGUCUCGCUGGAAAGGCUGAAAGGGGCGGGCUUCACAGCGACGGAAUUGAAGCGGGCAGGCUGCUCAUGUCACGAGUUGCAAAAGUCUGGUUUCUCGCAGGAGCAGUUGAAAGAGGCCGGCUUCGCAGCCGGAACGAUGAUCGUUGCUGGCUCCUCACCAGGGGAGCUCAAGGAUGCUGGCUUCACAGCUAGACAAUUGAAAGAAGCCGGCUUCUCAUGCGCACAGUUGCGAAACGCUGGUUUCUCGCCGAAGCAGCUGAAAGAGGCAGGUUUGUCCAUACAGACAUUCACGUGCAGUAUGUGCAGCGGGCUGUCAUUGAGGGAUUUGAAGGAGGCAGGCUUCUCAAAGCCGGAUUUUCAAGAUGCUGGUGUGUCCCUCAGGGACUUGAAGCAGGCUGAUUUUGUUCCAAGAACGCUAAGAAAUGCAGGCUACUCAUCGAGGGAGUUGAAACAGGCAGGUUUCUCUCUCAUGGAAAUCGAACGUGGCGGCUUCUUACUCCGAGAACUGAAGCAUGAUGGCUUCUCGGCAGUGGAGUUGAUGGAGGCUGGCCUCUCAGCUGCCCAGUUGAAGGAGGCAGGUUACAUGCCUACUGAGUUGCAAAAGGCAGGGUUCUCCAUCAAUGAGAUUGAGGCUGCUGGCUUCUCACUCGAAACGCUGAGAUGCACGGGUUUUUCAAUUGUGGAACUUUUGCAGGCAGGAAUCCAUCUCAGUCUCGAUCAAUGCCUGGCAGCUCAUUAUUCGCUUCCCGAACUCAAAGAGGCGGGGUUCUCAGCCCGUGAGCUGAAGGGUGUCUUCCCGCUGCACGAGUUCCAGGAGGCGGGUUUCACAUAUGGUGAGAUGAAGGAGGCGCAGUUUGCAGACACCGCUUUAAGCUGGGCCGGCUUCAAAGUCCUCUUCAUAGAGAUGCAGGAUUUCAUGUCAACAACUCCACCCUCAACGCCUCGAUCUAGCAGCAUAAAGGAUUCUCAAAGAGUGGCAGAGCUCAUUGAGGGGGGCCACACCCUCGAAGAUUUGACCGGGCUUGGUUUCCGACCUAAAGCUUUGACAGCGCACUACACCGUCCACGAGCUGAAAGCUGCUGGCUUCUCGGCCAAGAAGUUGAAGGAGGCGUAUUCUCUCAGAGAGUUGCGAAGGGCUUCCUUCCGAGUCGCAGAGUUGAAGGAGUUUUCAGUUGCAGACUUGAAAUCGGCUGGCUUCUCAGCCGAAGAGUUGAGACAGGAGAACAUCUCGGCUAAACAGUUGAGGGAGGCCGGUUUCUCACCGGCCGAUUUACAUGACUCCGGGUUCACACUUCAAGACUUGAAAACGUCUGGCUACUCCGCAGGGGAUAUGAAGGCGUGUCAUUUUUCCUCGCGAGACAUCAGGGAGGCCUUCUCAGCUCCGCCUGGAAGCUCAGAGCACGACAGCCCGAUGGCUCCGCGUGGAAAGGAUCCAGUUGAACCUCUGCAGGAGAUGCGAGUUAUUGACUGCUUGCGAGCCAUGUGCAAGUGCAGACUUCAGGCAGUGGAAGAUGGAACUCGUGAGCAGCAUCCUUUGGACCGACUCUUUCUGGAACGACCACAGAGCUGCCCCAUGCGGCCCUUGCGGCGCCCCUGCGGCGUGAUCGCAUGCGCCGGUGACACCGAUCGGUGCUGCAUGUGA